This is a messenger RNA of Phyllostomus discolor (pale spear-nosed bat), 5922 nucleotides long. It is a transcript of the gene UBE2W, whose product is annotated as ubiquitin conjugating enzyme E2 W. Bases 23 to 601 code for a protein of 192 amino acids. The transcript is spliced from 7 exons. The record is from RefSeq and is a predicted model, not a curated record. Lineage: Eukaryota; Metazoa; Chordata; Mammalia; Chiroptera; Phyllostomidae.
AGGCCCCGCCCCCGCGCCCGGGAUGCUGCGCUUGACGCGAGCACGGCGGCUCCGCCCCCUGCGUCUCGGGCCUCGCCGGCCUUUGGGGGAUGGUUCCAUCAUGGCGUCAAUGCAGAAACGACUGCAGAAAGAACUGUUGGCUUUGCAAAAUGACCCACCUCCUGGGAUGACUUUAAAUGAAAAGAGUGUCCAAAAUUCAAUUACACAGUGGAUUGUAGACAUGGAAGGUGCACCAGGUACCUUAUAUGAAGGGGAAAAAUUUCAACUUCUAUUUAAGUUUAGUAGUCGAUAUCCUUUUGACUCUCCUCAGGUCAUGUUUACUGGUGAAAAUAUUCCCGUUCAUCCUCAUGUUUAUAGCAAUGGUCAUAUCUGUUUAUCCAUUCUAACAGAAGACUGGUCCCCAGCGCUCUCAGUCCAAUCAGUUUGUCUUAGCAUUAUUAGCAUGCUUUCCAGCUGCAAAGAAAAGAGACGACCACCAGAUAAUUCUUUUUAUGUUCGAACAUGUAACAAGAAUCCAAAGAAAACAAAAUGGUGGUAUCAUGAACCCAGUGAAGUUAGCCAUGGUAGGUGCUACCUCUUUGGAACUGAUGAUACCUGUUGAUGCCACUAUUAUCAUCCUCCUAGCAGAAGAUAGUCCUACUGAGAAAAUGAGCACUUUGAUCAUUCAGUCUUUGAACUUUAACCUUUGACUGGAAGUGACCUAUAGGCAAUGAAGACUACUUCCUUUUACUGCAUUUUUACUUGUGUGCAUUCUGGGCGCAUGUUGAUCGCUGGUUCAGUCCAAGCAACUGACAUGCUUUUAUUAGUCAUACAGUAUUAAUGCAGGUGUCAGGAAAUGUCAAAUAUAAUUCCAUUUUUUAUUUUUAUUUUUUUAAGCUUUUGGAAAAGUUCCAGGUCCUCAUGUAUUGUGCAAUAACAAUGACUUCCUUGGCGGUUUGGGGACAUUCAUUGCCGGCAAUGGAUGUCAUAACAGGAAAAAUUUUCAUUAACUCCUGCCACCCAGUGAUUAAUGCAUGAUAGGGCCUAUGAAAUGAACUUAAUGGGUCUAGUGGGAUUAUAAAUAAAGUGAGGGAUCCAACAUUACUUUGAAAGUCACCCCAACUCAUUUCUAUUUGGAUUCUAUGCACUGUGAUCCUAAGGUUAACAGCAUGAAUUAACAUGCAUCUUUAAAGGACUGUAAUGAAAGAUCAUUGCAUAUUUAUUGAAUUGUUUAUAUCUGCUGUCAAAUUGUUUUGACGUGGAAGGUUUUGAAGUAACAUUGGCAGAGAGGUACACUAUGUUAUCCCUAUGGUGAAAAUAAAUUCAUUCAUUGUAUAUAGUUCCUCAAUCUUUGAAGUAAAGGUAUGAGUAAUAUAGGGUAUGAGUGGUUUAAUCAAUGCUUUAUUUUGGAAGUAAAAUGGCAGUGGUGAUUAAGCUGCUGCAGUCCGUAAUUUGGGCUUGUUUGUACAUUAAUGAUUUUUCCAAGUAGAGUACACGUUGUUUCGUGCUAGCCAUCAGCAUGAGCCCUACUGCAUAAACACUAUUUCAUUUAUUUAUGUUCGGAAAAUCCAUAAACAUUCUUGUUUGCAAUUUUGUUUCUUUAUGUUUUAAGUCAAGUUUGAAUGUUACAAAUACUUUAAUUGGAAAACUUUUGUCAUUUUUUCUUGUAAAUUUUCUUUACUUGUAAGUAUCAUCCUGUCCUUUAAUCCUGUACCCUAAAAUAAGAAAUACAUUUUUGACAGAGGCUUAAUGUUUUAACAAAAGAGUGUGGACAUUUUUUAUUUUAAAAUUUAGGCAAAGGUGCACUGUGGAAUGGUAUGUUUGCUUAUUUGUCUCACACAACCAUACAGUUACUCAUGGAGAGAUUUGUUUUUCUUGUUUAAAAGACUGCUUACAACUAGAUAAAAUUUUUCUAUAGAAGAAAAUUGUUGAAAGGUCCAAAUCUCAGUACCCUGUAAGUUAAUGAUACUACAACUAGAUUCUCUUUUUAAAAAAGUGGUUAAUGUAUUUUAUAAAUUACCUUUUCACGUAUGCAAAAUCUGUUUCUACUACAAUGUUAUUUUUACUAAUGCCUGUUGUUGCACUCUUUUUGACAUAUCCUGCAGUGAAUUUAUUAAUUGACUUGGGCUUAAAAUAAAAGCCAGUUGGCUGAAAGGUUUGAAAUAAUGUACUCCAGAAAAACCAUCCAAUCAAUAAUUGGCAAAGAAUAUUUUAAAAUUUGUUUUUAAUCUAUGUAUAGAUGACAUUUUGUAGCUUUGUACAUGUUGUUAAUUAAGGGCAUAUAAUUUUACACUCUGAAGUAUAAUUGCUGAACUCAGGGGUGGGUAGACUUCAAAAAUAUGUCUGCUUUAGAAGUAACUUGAAAAAAAAUUAAAACUAUAGCCAGCCACCAAAUUGUGGACACUAUUUAUACUGCUAGUUAGCAAUUACCACUUUUUAAAAUUAAAAACAUUUUUGUUCUGUCUUGACUAGGCGUACAUAAGUUCUCAUAGUAGUCUCUAUCAGUCUUAUUUCUUGGCCUGUUUUAACCAAGAUAGAAAAUGUUCUCUGGGAUGCUUUGAACUACUCUUAGUUUUUAACUGUGUUUUAAUAUGAAAAUUGCAGCUGUAAAUUAUGUAUUUUUCAUAUUUUACAUAACUGCUCUAAACUACUGAUUGACUUGAUCAUUUUGAGGGUUGGGGGAGGGGAGAUUUCAUUCUGUUGUUCCUCUUACUAAAAUCCUUUUAUUAAAAAAUGACCUGUGACAUUUAUUCACCAAAAGAAUUGAUAUACCAGGUGAAAGAUUAACAGUGCUAUACUAUUGAUAAUAGGUCAUGUAUAGCCUCAGUUGAGUUUUUAAAUAUGAAUAGCAGUAUUUUAACAUACCUCUCUCUACAUAGAGACACCAUAAAAAUUGAAAUGAAGCAGAGGAAAGUACAGGAAAACCAAAUAAUUUCAGUACUUUUAUGAUUUAAAGAGAAGAAAUUAAGAUGAAAUAUCCUGAAAUAUGGAAUCACCAACCAUUCAUAAUUUGAAAUCAGAUAACAUCUUAUUUCUCUCUUGAACUUAGGAAUCAUUGAAUAGUCCUUUGCACUUAGAUUUAACAAGUUAAUUGUAAACGUAAGUUACAGUAUUGAAAGACAUAAAACAUUUGUUUACCUGCGGCAUGCUCUGUAGAGGGUUUUGUAAUAAUAAAACAAGUAUCUCUGAUAUGUUGUUGAAGGACAACCAGGAUGUCUAGAGAAAUGUACAUAGGAACAUGCUAUUUCCCUCUUCCCUGCUUCCCUCUGUGGACAGUGUCUGCUGCGUGGGCCUGCAGAAUUUUGCUUUCAUUUAUUGGCAAUGUGUACUUUCUUGUUUUUUAUUUAUUUAUUUAUUUAUUUUAAGGCUGUUUUUCUGGUUUGCCAAAUUCUGUUAGGAAGGUGAUACAUUCAGUUCUUUAUUUUGCAUGCUUAGAUCAGGAACUUGGUGCCCUUUCAAAAUAAAACAAAACUAUUAUGUCAAGUAGGUAUUAAUACUAUAGAUUUUAAAGAGAAAUGGUUUUCAGUUUUUUAACAUAAAUUUUUAAAGGUAAAUUUUAUGGAUGUUCUCUUAAGGAACUUAAUAUUCACUUCUAAAGGACUUGUAAUGUGUAAAUUCCUCCUUUUAGCUAGCAGGGAAAUAAAGCUUUUUUUAAAAUCCCCAUGGUGGGGAAUGCUAAAAAUAGUUUUUCUAUACAGUUCACCUGGACAAAGAAGUUAAUCAUUAUUAACUAGGUAUACAAAUAUUUCAUAUAAAGUAACUAGAAUGGUUUAUUACUCCCUUCUGAAAUUUUAAAAAUAUUAUGUGUGUGUGUGUGUGUGUGUGUGUGUACACACAUAAUUAGAUUCCUGCAGUGGGUAAUAAUUUUUUCAGAUUCUAAAACAGGUAUCUAGUGACUGCUUAAUUGUUCCCAGAUUGCAUCAAAGAUGAAUUGGCAAAUAAUGGAAGUGAGUAGUGAUAUGAAAAUGGUAUGUAACCACAUAUUACUUGUUUCUGGUAAUCAGGUCUUAUUUUUUAAAAAGCCUAUUGUUUUUGAGAAUUGACAUCUCUAAAACUUGUUAAAGCUUCUUCCUAAAAAUAGAAGAAAAGAGGAGGAACUACGUGUUAACUUUUUUUUAAAUAAAGAAUCCAGUGUCACUAGUUCUAAGGCUUUAUGGUUACUGCUGCUUAUAUUUCUCAAUCUCACUUUUAUUUAGUUUUUUUGAACAUGUAUUAGCUGAAUGCUUAUAAUUGUGCAUUUAAGUUGGUUUUUAUAAAGAACUGAGGCUUAAUCAUGUGUUCUCUUCUGAGGAUUCAUUAUUAUCAAAGUCAGCCGCUGUAGUAUUCUGUUUGGCUAAUACCAUUGCAUGAUUAAGCUCUAUGAAGAAGGUGUCUUUUAAUCUGCACCAACUGGCCCUAGUCCUGUAGCAAUCAGGGUUUUUUGUUUGUUUGGUUUUUACUUCUUUUUUUUCCUGUCUCUUCACAGAUAGUAUAGUGUAUCAGUUUUUAGCAGUUUCUGAUUUCUAAGUUUUUCCUCCCUCCUUUUCUUUCUUCCUUCUUGUCCCCUUUAUUUCACUUUUCCUUUCCUUUUCUUGAGUUUAGAAAAUCCAGAGAAGGAAGAUUAUUACAAUUUCUACCUCUCAUCAGAAUUGUUUAAUAAAGACUUCUUCCUGCAAAUGAAGUACACAGAAUUUCUGAUAACUAUGUAAUUGCAGUUUAUCAGAGGAUGGCUAAAUUUGUUCAACAAUUGCUUGAUAAAUGAGCUGUUACCUAUAAUUUAGUUCUUAAAUACUAAUACUGAAGGAAUUUUGUUUACUUUUGGAUGGUGACUUCUCAUAAAGCCUAAUUAUUGUCCAGUUGAAUUAAAUCACUUGUUUUGGUAAAAGUGUAUUUUUAUUUAAGUUUCCAGAUCUCCCUGAGAUUUGAAUCUCUUUGAAAAAUAAUGAUUUGUGGAAGACUUUUGCUUUCUGAGCAUAAGCCAUGCAUUCAUUUAUCAUUGUCAUUAGAGGCCCAUAGAAUUUAAACGUGUCCUUCCAACUACAUCUGUCUCCCUCAAGUUAAAGUUCUGGUUCUAUGGUAUUGACUGAUUUUAAUUUGAAAAAUGUUAAUAUUGGAACUUACAUUUGAGGAUGAACCUUUAGAAUGAUUACAGGAAUAUAUUUUUAUGAAACAUUUUUGUUGAUAAAAAUAUUGAUAUCUGAAGUCAUUUUGAAUAUUGGAAGGAAUGCCAGAAUACCUAAUGAACUCCAUCUUUACAAGUGGAGUGCAGUUGACUGGGAAAAGGGAAAAUAGUUUUUGUUCUGAUUCGUGGCACCUAACAUUGUCAGGUUUUUGAGGAAAUUUUGUUCCUACAGUAUUUCUAAGCUGUUUUCUCAAAGGCAGGAGCAUGAUUUCCAAACUACUGGGCUUUGGCUUGUUCAUUGUGGCAUCACUUAGGUUUCCUGGUACAUGGAAAGAUGAAAUAAUCCUACCUCUCUGGUUAUAAAGCCUGGAACAAGAUUGGAAAGGAAUUUGGCAGAUUGUGUCAGGCACCAUAAAAAUGCAGGUCUUUUCAUAGUAAUCACAGAUUGUUCAUGUAAAUGCAAACUAAUUAUUUGAAUAGAUUAUUAAAUUACCUAAGUAGCCAAGAAUUAAGUGCAUGUGUAAGUCAAAACAGAUUUGUUGUUUUUAGUUCGUACCAUUUUCCUCUCAAUAUUCAGAAAUACAGAUUGUACAUUUUAUUAAUAAAAAUGGAAGCUUGCGCUUGAAAGUUUGAAUAGGAUUGAUGUAUAUAUUUUAUAAACCCAAGUUGUAAAAUAUGUAAAGCUAUGGCUUUUUAAAUAGAAUAUGUGUUAAAAGAUAGAUAAAAACCUAUAUAUUAUAUAUUUUUAAAUACAUGUAUCAAACUUUUGUUAGUUGAAUAUAAAUUACAUUGUGUGCUUCAUGGAAUUCAGUAACUUUUAAUAAUAAAGCAGUUGUCAUUGA